GAUACAUGGCAAACCGAAAUUUUUGCAGAAUUGAUUGUUACAAGCAACUAACACACAUUUUAAUCAUCACAAAAAACAAAGGUAAACAAUAAGCAAAGGAACCUUAUAAAAGGACACAAUCGUAAUUUAGCAUCGAAAAUGAUGUAAGUAAACUUCUUAACCAUUAAACACACACAACUGUAGACAGUUAAAAUUUUAAUUAAACUAAUUUAAACUUAACCUAAUUAAAUUAAUUAAAUUUACUUAAAUAAAAAAAUAAAAAAUAAAUUAAAAAAUUAAAUUGUAAUUUAAUUUGGACCUCCCUUUUUAAAGAGCUUAAAAAUCUAAACACUCUCAAACCUCACACACCCUCUCCCUCUCACCCUCCUCAGCUCUCAACUCCCCCAAAUUUUCUCUCUCUUCUUUCUCUCUCUAAAAAUACAUUCACAACAACACCAUCAAAGAAGAGUUUUAAGCAAGAACAAAAUAAAGACUUUUAUUUUGUUGAAAGAUUAUUAUUAAAAAUGGAGGCUCCGGAUUUUUUCGUGGAGGAUUUGCUAGACUUAUCCAACGGUGGUGAUGAAAUGAUGACCGACGCUUUCUUCGACACCGUCACUGGAAAUUCCACUGAUUCUUCCACUCUUACUCCGGCCUCCGAUAGCUGCACUUCCUCCGUCUCUUGCGCCCCGUCUUUCCCUGACUCUUAUUUUUCCGGGGCCGACUUAUGUGUUCCGUAUGAUGAUAUGGCGGAGCUGGAAUGGCUAUCGAAUUUCGUGGAGGAAUCCUUCUCCACCGACGACUUGCACAAACUCCAAUUCAUUCCCACCAACCCACAACAGCCCGGCCCGGCCCGACAAGGUGGCCCGAACCCACCGACAACAGUCCCGGGGAAGGCCAGGAGCAAGCGGUCUCGGGUGGCCCCGUGCGACUGGUCCACCCGGCUCCUAAUGGUCUCCGCGCCCUCCCCGGCUACGUCUUCAUCCAAUAGUGGACCGAGCACGGGGGCGAAGAAGCAGCCGUCAAUGACGAAGAGGAGGGAUAGUGGUGGGCCCGAUAACGGGCCCGGGGAGGUGCGGAGGUGCCUGCAUUGCGCUGCGGAGAAAACUCCGCAGUGGAGGACCGGGCCUAUGGGCCCGAAAACAUUGUGCAAUGCUUGUGGGGUUCGGUACAAGUCGGGCCGGCUCGUGCCCGAAUAUAGACCGGCUGCAAGCCCGACAUUCGUGUCAGCCAAGCACUCGAACUCGCACCGGAAGGUGAUAGAGCUUCGACGACAAAAGGAGGUUCAAAGACACCAACAACCACACCACCACCACCAACAACAGCAGUACAUUGGUGGUGGUGGUCAUCAUAUGAUGAUGAGUGGCGGCGGCAGUGGCGAAGAUUACUUCAUUCAUCAUCAUCAUUUGGGAGGGACUGAUUACAGGCAGAUGAUAUGAUAAUAUACUUAAUUUUUCAGAGUAAUCACAUAAGUAAUGUGGUUUAAAUUUAAAUUAGUGCAGUAAUUUUUGAUUAUUAGAAUGGCUUCCUCUCAAUUUUCCCUGAUUUUUGACAAUUUUAGAACAAAAUUUACCUAGAGUUAAUCAAGUUAAAUUAGAAACAUUUUUUCUUUACUAGUAUAUUAUUGUCCCCUUUUUCUUCAUAUCUUUAUUUAAUGCGGGAAAAUAAGGAGAAAAAUAGAGCUAAUUAGUUGCCAAACUAAAGGAAAGAGGAAAAUUCUCAUCGUCACUCUUGUAGUAGAGAAAGAGUACUCUAUUAAAUGUCGUUUAGUCUGUAUUUUUCUACUUUUUUUAAGUUAACAUUUUGUUAUCCUUCUUGCCCAAUUUGGCAAUUUAAAUGAAGAGUUUGAAUAGUUGAAAUUCACAAA
Molecule: messenger RNA, 1843 nt
Organism: Chenopodium quinoa (quinoa)
Lineage: Eukaryota; Viridiplantae; Streptophyta; Magnoliopsida; Caryophyllales; Amaranthaceae
Product: GATA transcription factor 12-like
Exons: 2
Coding region: 504-1415 (303 amino acids)
Biological process (GO): positive regulation of DNA-templated transcription
Cellular component (GO): nucleus
Molecular function (GO): sequence-specific DNA binding; zinc ion binding
Source: RefSeq, a predicted model, not a curated record